CGCGGCCGGGCAAAUCCAAUUCCAAUCGAGCGCGGCCGGCGGUUCCCUUCCCCCAAAUCAAAAUCCCGUGCCGGCCGGCGGCGGCGAGGGGACGAUGCGGACCCGGACGGCGGACCACCUCGAGGCCCUCUCCCUCGAGAUCGAGCGCAAGCUGCACAAGGCUAUCACCUCCAACUCGCAGCGUCUCCAGCUGCUGCAGCAGCUCUUCGCCGACAUCGCGCUCAAGGUGGACGACCGCGCUCGAGAUAAGAUUAUAAGCACGAGCAAUGAGGGCAUUGCUCCAGUAGAUGAACGAGAAGACAGCCACUUGUGCUUCUAUGAGAUUCUUGCAAAUCACUUCGUAAAAGUACCUGAAAGUGGGAAACGAAUACUUGAGUUGAUAGUGCAACUCUGGAGCCAGUCCUUUGCAGCCAAUAUAUUUGCACUUCUUUUUCAUAGAUGGUUGUUUGAAGUUCCUCUUGAUGGGAAGGAAGUAUCACUAAGAUACAGCUCUGCUCUUGUCCAAGGAGCCACUAAUGUUUUUUGGAUUGACAUUCAAACCAAUACAAGGCACUUCCUCCCGCUGUAUCAUUACCUCCUUGAAGAAGUCGCUUUAGUUCCAGAUCAACUGAGUAAGAUAUCGCCACAGGCUGGUAGAAAUCUGUUCUUCCUCCUCUCCAGAUUCAUGCUGUUCUAUGAUCAGGAUCACCUGCUUGCGAGUUUUCUUGAGCAUUUCCCUGCUUUUCCAAAUUCUUUCUUGGUUGGUGGAGCUGCAGAUUACUUUGUGAUUGAACUAACUGAUCAGCUCCAGAAGCUAAAAGUGGAGCCAGUACUGCUGCACUACCUUUCCCGCAUGACCAUCCUUCAAUGCUGGGAAUUGAGGAUGAGUACAAGCACCAGACUGAAGUCCUGCCUUUACAGUUUCACAUCACCUGGAGGCCCUGCCUACCCAACAAGAGCUGUCCGGCAUGCAGCCUGGAAUACGCUGGACUUACUUUUUCCCGUGGGUCGCUAUCCGAGGCAUGUGAUAAGUCUGUUCUUCCGUCUGCUCUAUCCGUGGUACUGGCCUUCUUCCUGCUGGAACUUCGUCAUGACUUGUGUGAGGACCAUCUACUACUACCUCCUGCAUCUUCUUGUCUCGAUGUGGGACGACUUCAGGAGGCCCAGACACCAAAGAGCGCACAGAGAAUGAGGAAAUGGUGGCCGAAACACGUCUAGAAUCCAUUGUUGUUGUUGUUGUUAUUGUUGUUGUUCCUUUUGUUUCAGUUUCAAUAGUAGGUAGGCUAGUGGCUGCAUCAUGUGUUUGUUAUCAUGAAACAUUUUUUUGGGUAAAAGUCAUGUGUUCAUUUUACAUGGAUGGAGGUGAGAUAGAGAGAUGUGCAGUAAGAGAAAAGGGUCCAAGAAUGAGAACUUCGUGUAUAUAUAUACUCCCUCAAAUAAGUGUACAUGAGGGUUUACAAAGAUAAAUUAUAAAGUUGAGUGAAAAAUACAUUGGAAA
Molecule: messenger RNA, 1477 nt
Organism: Lolium perenne
Lineage: Eukaryota; Viridiplantae; Streptophyta; Magnoliopsida; Poales; Poaceae
Source: RefSeq, a predicted model, not a curated record